AUGGAUCUGAGAGCCAUCAUAUUCCUUCUUUUGCUGCAGCUCGUCGCCCUCUGCUAUGCACGACCUAGCUGGCACCAGGCUGUCGAUAACGAGGACUUGGUGGGUCCGGAUGAGGAAAGCAUCACAGAAACAAUUUUGAGGAUAAAUUCUGGAUCUUCUGAAUACCUGUUGGAGGGGGACAUUGUGAUUCUAAGAGGAAGGGCCGCCAUGAAAUGCAUGAACAAUGAACACAGUUGUUUCUGGCCAAAGUCUUUCACUGGCAAAGUUGAAGUUCCUAUCAACAUCGCGGACGAAUACACCAAUGAGGAGAAGGUAAGGAUUGUACAUGCCUUGCGAGAAAUUCAGACCAGAACCUGCAUCCGCUUCCCCACUCGCACAACACAGAAGUCCUACAUCAGCUUUGAGUCAAAAUCCGGGUGUUCCUCACAAAUGGGCCGCAUGGGGUACAAGCAGGUAGUGUCACUGCAGCGCUUUGGCUGCGUCCAGAAAGGUAUUAUCCAGCACGAGGUGUUACAUUCCCUGGGGUUCUAUCACGAGCAUACGCGCAGCAACCGUGACCAACACAUCCUCAUCCACUGGGAUAACAUCGAGAAGUAUGGAAGACAAAAUUUCAUAAAGCAGGACACCAAUAAUCUCAACACACCUUAUGACUAUUCCUCCCUAAUGCACUCUGGAAGAACCGCCUUUGGAAUUAAUGGGGCCGUCACCAUAACACCCAUCCCUGACAGCUCAGUGGAGAUCGGCCAGCGGAGACACCUCUCUGAUCUGGAUAUUAUCCGGAUCAAUCGCCUCUACAAGUGCUUCCAUGACGAAAUGUAG
Messenger RNA from Nerophis lumbriciformis (worm pipefish), 819 nucleotides. NCBI's taxonomy places the organism in Eukaryota, Metazoa, Chordata, Actinopteri, Syngnathiformes, Syngnathidae. The record is from RefSeq and is a predicted model, not a curated record.